UAGAUUGGUCAGGUGAACUGCAUUUUCAUCACAUCAAAACAAACCUUCAGCAUGGGUUGUGGGUCAACAGUUGGAAAAGUUUUUCUUGUCACAGUGAAUACUUUAUUCACGAUACUAGGUCUUGUGUUACUGGUCAUUGGAUGUUUAGUCAAAUUCAAGAAUGACUUAGUGACGGAAUAUGCUGCCGAACUUUUCAAGGUCAUCAAACUGGACUCUGCCAAUUACAACCUUGAUGAACUCCUCGGGUCAUCAGCAAUUGUCUUCAUCAUUGUAGGCGUCGUCAUUCUCGUCGUAGGAGUCCUUGGAUGUUUGGGGGCCUGUUGUGGAUGGAGAGUAUUCCUUGUCAUUUAUGCACUCAUUGUAUUUCUGGUUCUUAUUGCUGAAAUCGCCGGUGUUGUUUUGGCAGCUUUGAUGAAAAAGGAUGUUGACAAAGUAAUUAAGGAUGGUAUGAAAAAAUCAAUCGUCGAGAAAUAUAAAGGAGAUAAGUCACAAGAGCCUGUUACGCUGGCCUGGAAUAGCAUUCUCAUAGAGUUUAAUUGUUGCGGAGUAGACAAUUAUGAAGACUUCAGCAAUGCUACCCAUUGGAACAAAACAUUUAAUGGACAGGAAAGACCUCUUGUAACCCCUGUUAGCUGUUGUACGGAAGUCAAAGGUGAAUUCCCAGAUUUGACUUACCCUAGCGAUACAAGUUGUGCUGAAAGCCCAACAGAUGCCACCAACAAUUGGAAAAAGGGAUGUUAUUCAGCGAUUGAAGACUUUAUUAACAAGUACAGUAACAUCUUUAUUGGUAUUGGUGUCGUGGUAGCAAUAUUUGAGAUCCUGUGUAUUGUGUUUGCCAUCUGUGUCUGCAGGAGCGUGGAGGAGGGAGAAAAAAUGUCAAAAUUUAUACACAUUCUCAACACGGACGAUGAAAGCAAUGACAAUCCGGUGUUAGACAUUGACUUUCCAGAAACAGAUGUGACUUUAGUUGUGGAGGGUAGAAAACUUCACGUCAAUAAAGCCGUCCUUUCUCAACAUUCACCUGUAUUUAAAACAAUGUUUUCUGGAAACUUUAAGGAAAGUACUCAAAAGGAGAUACCACUUCAAGACAAAAAGUUCCAAGAUGUUGUGGAAUUUCUUAGAUGUUUUUAUCCCAACAUGAAACAUGAUGUCACAGAAAGCAAUGUACUGCAGAUACUACCUUUGGCACAUGAGUACCAGUCUCCUCUUGUUGCCGAUUGUGAGGAGUUUAUGACAAACAUGUGUAAACCAGGAACAAGUCUGACUGUGACCACAUUACUGGAUUACAUCCUCGCAGCCGAAAAAUAUCACUUAAAGGCGUUACUGGAUGCUGCAAUGAAGUUUUGUGCACGUGUAGACUAUUAUCUUCUAAAUGGAACGACAAUUACACGAAGUUAUGAUUUUGGGAAGAGCGGAUACACAUACAAGCAUACGGUAGACAAAAGUAUUUCUGCGAAAUUCAGGAAUAUAGAACUUGAACAUCGGCAUACAAUUGCUGAAAAAAGGAUCCAAUUUCUGGAGAUGUAUAAAAGAAGGACAAACAAUAGGGAUCCAGUUACUGAAGAUAUCAGUCUCGAAUUAUCUCAGGAAUCCAAUCAGGAAUAAUCAUUGUGUUGUCUGUACAAAUAAUACCUC
Saccostrea echinata is the source of this 1635-nucleotide messenger RNA. RefSeq lists its product as uncharacterized. Gene Ontology annotation, cellular component: membrane. The record is from RefSeq and is a predicted model, not a curated record. Gene Ontology annotation, molecular function: protein binding. NCBI's taxonomy places the organism in Eukaryota, Metazoa, Mollusca, Bivalvia, Ostreida, Ostreidae. The transcript has 10 exons. The coding region runs from base 52 to 1605 and encodes 517 amino acids.